GGGGUAGGACCAGCAGCGGCUUCCGGGAGGAGUUUUGGGCCUGGCGGGGCACCGUCCGGCGCCGCGCCUUCCCGGUAGAGGUAGCUGGGGAGACGCCGGGAGUCCGCGUCGGCGCCGUUGAUGAGUGCGGCGCAUUCUCAGCAUGGGCGACCACGGCCUGGAGUUGGCGUCUAUGAUCCCCGCUCUGCGGGAGUUGGGCAGUGCCAGUCCAGAGGACUAUAAUACAGUUGUACAGAAGCCAAGACAAAUUUUAUGUCAGUUCAUUGACCGAAUACUUACAGAUGUAAAUGUUGUUGCUCUAGAACUUGUAAAGAAAACUGACUCUCAGCCAACCUCUGUGAUGUUGCUUGAUUUCAUCCAGCAUAUAAUGAAGUCCUCCCCACUUAUGUUUGUAAAUGUGAAUGGAAGUCAAGGGCAAAAUGAGGCCAAAGGCAGUUGUAUUGAAUUCAGUAAUUGGAUCAUAACAAGACUUCUGCGGAUUGCAGCAACUCCAUCCUGUCAUAUGUUACAUAAGAAAAUCUGUGAAGUUAUCUGCUCAUUAUUAUUUCUUUUUAAAAGCAAGAGCCCUGCAAUUUUUGGAGUACUGACAAAGGAAUUACUACAUCUUUUUGAAGAUGUGAUUUACCUCCACAGAAAAAAUGCAAUGGGACACUUUGUGGAAUGGCCAGUGGUAGUUAGCCGAUUUUUAAGUCAACUAGAUGAACAUAUGGGAUAUUUACAACCAGCUCCUUUGCAAUUGGUGAACAUGCAAAAUUUAGAAUUUAUUGAAGUCACUUUAUUAACAGUUCUUAUUCGUAUUGUUGCAAUUGUGUUUUUUAGAAGGCAAGAACUCUUUCUUUGGCGGAUAGGUUGUGUUCUGCUAGAGUAUGGUAGUCCAAAAAUUAAAUCCUUAGCAAUUAGCCUUUUAACUGAACUCUUUGAGCUUGGUGGAUUACCAGCACAACCAGCAAGCACUUUCUUCAGCUCAUUUUUGGCAUUAUUAAAACAUCUUGUAGAAAUGGAUGCUGACCAGUUGAAACUCUAUGAAGAACCAUUAUCAAAGCUGAUAAAAACACUGUUCCCCUUUGAAGCAGAAGCUUAUAGAAAUAUUGAACCUGUCUAUUUAAAUAUGCUGCUGGAAAAACUCUGUGUCAUGUUUGAAGAUGGUGUGCUUAUGCAGCUUAAGUCUGAUUUGCUAAAAGCAGCUUUGUGCCACUUACUGCAGUAUUUCCUUAAAUAUGUGCCAGCUGGGUAUGAAUCUGCUUUACAAGUCAGGAAGGUUUAUGUGAGAAACAUUUGUAGAGUUCUUGUGGAUGUGCUUGGAUUUCAGGUAGAUGCAGAGUAUUUGUUGGGCCCACUUUAUGCAGCCUUAAAAAUGGAAAGUAUGGAAAUCAUUGAGGUUCAAUGCCAAGUUCAACAGGAAAACCUCAGCAGUGAUAGUGAUGGAAUAUCAGCCAAAAGGCGUCGACUCAGCUCAUCUCUAAACUCUUCCAGAAGACCACCAAAACAGACUGAGGAAAUUAAACAUGUGGAUAUGAACAAAAAGAGCAUAUUAUGGAGUGCCCUGAAACAGAAAGCUGAGUCCCUUCAGAUUUUCCUUGAAUAUGGUAGUCUAAAGAAUCCUGUUAUUGCAACUUUAGAAGGAAUCACUGUUGUCCUACAGCUGACUGCUCUGUGUACUGUUCAUUGUUCUCAUCAAAACAUGGACUGCUGCAGCCAUAAUUUCAAGGACUGUCAACAGAAAUGUAAGAAGAAACCUUCAGUAGAGAUAACUUGGAUGUCUUUGGAUUUUUACACAAAAGUGCUUAAGAGCUGUAGGAGUUUGUUAGAAUCUGUUCAGAAGCCUGACCUGGAGGCAAUUAUUGAUAAAGUGGUGAAAAUAUAUGAUGCUCUGAUUUAUAUUCAUGUGAAAACUUCUUUUGAAGAUCAUAUUCUGGAAGAUUUAUGUGGAAUGCUCUCACUUCCAUGGAUUCAUUCCCAUUCUGAUGAUGGCUCUUUAAAGUUGACCACAUUUGCCACUAAUCUUUUAGCAUUAAGCCAGAAGAUUUCAGAUAGCUACUCACCACAGGCACAGUCACGGUGUGUGUUUCUUCUAACGUUGUUUCCAAGAAGAAUAUUCCUUGAAUGGAGAACAGCAAUUUAUAGCUGGGCCCUACAGAGCUCCCAUGAAGUAAUCCGGGCUAGUUGUGUUAAUGGAUUUUUUAUCUUAUUGCAGCAGCAGAAUUCAUGUAACAGAGUGCCCAAGAUUCUUAUAGAUAAAGUCAAAGAUGAUUCUGACAUUGUCAAGAAAGAAUUUGCCUCUAUUCUUGGUCAACUUGUGUGUACGCUUCAUGGCAUGUUUUAUUUGACAAGUUCUUUAACAGAACCUUUCUCUGAACAUGGACAUAUUGACCUCUUCUGUAAAAGCCUAAAAGUCACUUCUGAACACGAAUGUUCAUCUUCUCAACUAAAAGCUUCUGUUUGCAAGCCUUUCCUUUUCCUACUGAAAAAAAAAAUACCUAGUCCAGUGAAACUUGCUUUCAUAGAUAAUCUAUAUCACCUUUGUAAGCACCUUGAUUUUAGAGAAGAUGAAACAGAUGUGAAAACAGUUCUUGGAACUUUAUUAAAUUUAAUGGAAGAUCCAGACAAGGAUGUUAGAGUGGCUUUUAGUGGAAAUAUCAAGCAUAUAUUGGAAUCCUUGGACUCUGAAGAUGGAUUUAUAAAAGAGCUUUUUGUCUUAAGAAUGAAGGAAGCAUAUACACAUGCUCAAAUCUCAAGAAAUAAUGAGUUGAAGGAUACCUUGAUUCUUACAACAGGGGAUAUUGGAAGGGCAGCAAAAGGAGAUUUGGUACCUUUUGCACUUUUGCAUUUAUUGCAUUGUUUAUUAUCGAAGUCAGCAUCUGUCUCUGGAGCAGCAUAUACAGAAAUCAGAGCUCUGGUUGCAGCUAAGAGUGUUAAACUGCAAAACUUUUUCAGCCAGUAUAAGAAACCCAUCUGUCAGUUUUUAGUAGAAUCCCUCCAUUCCAGUCAGAUGACAGCACUUCCUAGUACUCCAUGCCAGAAUGCUGAGAUGAGGAAACAAGAUGUGGCUCACCAGAGAGAAAUGGCUUUAAAUACCUUGUCUGAAAUUGCCAAUGUUUUUGACUUUCCUGAUCUUAAUCGUUUCCUUACUAGGACAUUACAAGUUCUGCUACCUGACCUUGCUGCCAAAGCAAGCCCUGCAGCUUCUGCUCUCAUUCGAACUUUAGGAAAACAAUUAAAUGUCAAUCGUAGAGAGAUUUUAAUAAAUAACUUCAAAUAUAUUUUUUCUCAUUUGGUCUGUUCCUGUUCCAAGGAUGAGUUAGAACGUGCCCUUCAUUAUCUGAAGAAUGAAACAGAAAUUGAACUGGGGAGUCUAUUGAGGCAAGAUUUCCAAGGAUUGCAUAAUGAAUUAUUGCUACGUAUUGGAGAGCACUAUCAACAGGUUUUCAAUGGUUUGUCAAUACUUGCCUCAUUUGCAUCUAGUGAUGAUCCAUAUCAGGGCCCCAGAGAGAUCACAUCACCCGAAUUAAUGGCUGAUUAUUUGCAACCUAAGUUGUUGGGCAUUUUGGCCUUUUUUAACAUGCAGUUACUGAGCUCCAGUGUUGGCAUUGAAGAUAAGAAAAUGGCUUUGAACAGUUUGAUGUCUUUGAUGAAGUUGAUGGGACCAAAACAUGUCAGUUCUGUGAGGGUGAAGAUGAUGACCACGCUAAGAACUGGCCUGAGAUUCAAGGAUGAUUUUCCUGAAUUGUGUUGCAGAGCUUGGGAUUGUUUUGUUCGUUGCCUGGAUCAUGCUUAUCUUGGUUCCCUUCUCAGUCAUGUGAUAGUAGCUUUGUUACCUCUCAUACAUAUCCAGCCUGAAGAAACUGCAGCUAUAUUUCACUACCUCAUAAUUGAAAACAGGGAUGCUGUACAAGAUUUUCUUCAUGAAAUAUAUUUUUUACCUGAUCAUCCAGAAUUAAAAAAGAUAAAAGCAGUUCUACAGGAAUAUAGAAAGGAGACCUCGGAGAGUACAGAUCUUCAGACAACUCUUCAAUUAUCCAUGAAAGCAAUUCAACAUGAAAAUGUAGAUGUUCGUAUUCAUGCUCUUACGAGUUUGAAGGAAACUUUGUAUAAAAAUCAGGAAAAACUGAUAAAAUAUGCAACAGAUAGUGAAACAGUGGAACCUGUUAUCUCACAGUUGGUGACAGUGCUUUUGAAAGGGUGUCAAGAUGCAAACUCUCAAGCUCGGUUGCUCUGUGGGGAAUGUUUAGGGGAAUUGGGGGCAAUAGAUCCAGGUCGACUAGAUUUCUCAACAACUGAAAGCCAAGGAAAAGAUUUUACAUUUGUGACUGGAGUAGAAGAUUCAAUCUUCGCCUUUGGAUUAUUGAUGGAACUAACAAGAGCUUACCUUGCAUAUGCAGAUAAUAGCCGGGCUCAAGAUUCAGCUGCUUACGCCAUUCAGGAGUUACUUUCUAUUUAUGACUGUAGAGAGAUGCAGACUGAUGGCCCAGGUCACCAGCUGUGGAGGAGAUUUCCUGAGCAUGUUCGGGAAAUCCUGGAACCUCAUCUAAAUACUAGGUAUAAGAGUUCUCAGAAGUCAACAGAUUGGUCUGGAGUAAAGAAGCCAAUUUACUUAAGUAAAUUAGGUAAUAACUUUGCAGAAUGGUCAGCAUCUUGGGCAGGUUAUCUUAUAACAAAGGUUCGGCAUGAUCUUGCCAGUAAAAUCUUCACCUGCUGUAGCAUUAUGAUGAAACAUGAUUUCAAGGUGACCAUCUAUCUUCUUCCACAUAUUCUAGUGUAUGUCUUGUUGGGUUGUAAUCAAGAAGAUCAGCAGGAGGUUUAUGCAGAAAUUAUGGCAGUCCUAAAGCAUGAUGAUCAACAUACCAUAAGUACCCAAGACAGUGCAUCUGAUCUAUGUCAACUCAGUACACAGACUGUGUUCUCCAUGCUUGACCAUCUCACACAAUGGGCAAGACACAAAUUUCAGGCACUGAAUGCAGAGAAAUUUCCACAAAGCAAAUCAAACAGAGAUAAAGUAGAUUCAGUUGUAUCUACUGCGGAUUAUGAAGACUAUCAGAGUGUAACUCGUUUUCUAGACCUCAUACCUCAGGACACUCUGGCAGUAGCUUCCUUUCGCUCCAAAGCAUACACACGAGCUGUAAUGCACUUUGAAUCAUUUAUUACAGAAAAGAAACAAAAUAUUCAAGAGCAUCUUGGAUUUUUACAGAAAUUGUACGCUGCUAUGCAUGAACCAGAUGGAGUAGCUGGAGUAAGCGCAAUCCGAAAGGCAGAACCAUCUCUGAAAGAACAGAUCCUUGAGCAUGAAAGCAUUGGCCUACUGAGGGAUGCCACUGCUUGUUAUGACAGGGCUAUUCAGCUAGAACCAGACCAGAUCAUUCAUUAUCAUGGUGUAGUGAAAUCCAUGUUAGGUCUUGGUCAGCUGUCUACUGUAAUCACUCAGGUGAAUGGAGUACAUGCUAACAGGUCUGAAUGGACAGAUGAAUUAAACACAUACAGAGUGGAAGCAGCUUGGAAAUUGUCACAGUGGGAUUUGGUGGAAAACUAUUUGGCAGCAGAUGGGAAAUCUACAACAUGGAGUGUUAGACUGGGACAGCUACUAUUAUCAGCCAAAAAAAGAGAUAUCACAGCUUUUUAUGACACACUGAAACUAGUGAGAGCAGAACAAAUUGUACCUCUUUCAGCUGCAAGCUUUGAAAGAGGCUCUUAUCAACGAGGAUAUGAAUAUAUUGUGAGAUUGCACAUGUUGUGUGAGUUGGAGCAUAGCAUCAAAUCACUUUUUCACCAGUCGCCAGGUGACACUUCCCAAGAAGAUUCUCUAAACUGGGUAGCUCGACUAGAAAUGACCCAGAAUUCAUACAGAGCCAAGGAACCCAUCCUGGCUCUCCGGAGAGCUUUAUUAAGCCUCAACAAAAGACCAGAUUACAAUGAAAUGGUUGGAGAAUGCUGGCUGCAGAGUGCCAGAGUCGCUAGAAAAGCUGGUCACCACCAGACAGCCUACAAUGCUCUCCUUAAUGCUGGAGAAUCACGACUUGCUGAAUUGUAUGUGGAAAGGGCAAAGUGGCUAUGGUCCAAGUGCUUAAGAAAAGAUGCAGAAUCUCGUAGAAGAGAACUUCAUAUCCGAACAUAUGCAGUUAUUCCCCUGAAUGAUGAAUGUGGGAUUAUUGAAUGGGUUAACAACACUGCUGGCUUGAGACCUAUUCUGACCAAACUAUACAAGGAAAAGGGAGUUUAUAUGACAGGAAAAGAACUUCGCCAGUGUAUGUUACCAAAAGCCGCAGCUUUGUCUGAAAAACUCAAAGUAUUCCGAGAAUUUCUCCUACCCAGGCAUCCUCCUGUUUUUCACGAGUGGUUUCUGAGGACAUUCCCUGAUCCUACAUCAUGGUACAGUAGCAGAUCAGCAUACUGUCGUUCCACAGCGGUUAUGUCAAUGGUUGGCUAUAUCCUGGGGCUUGGAGACCGUCAUGGUGAAAACAUUCUCUUUGAUUCUUUGACUGGUGAAUGUGUACAUGUGGAUUUCAACUGUCUCUUCAAUAAGGGAGAAACCUUUGAAGUUCCAGAAAUUGUUCCAUUUCGACUGACUCAUAAUAUGGUUAAUGGAAUGGGUCCUAUGGGAACAGAAGGUCUUUUUCGAAGGGCUUGUGAAGUUACAAUGAGGCUGAUGCGAGAUCAGAGAGAGCCUUUAAUGAGUGUCUUAAAAACUUUUCUACAUGAUCCUCUUGUGGAAUGGAGUAAACCAGUGAAAGGGCAUUCCAAAGCACCACUGAAUGAAACCGGGGAGGUUGUCAAUGAAAAGGCCAAGACCCAUGUUCUUGACAUCGAGCAGCGACUGCAAGGUGUAAUCAAGACCCGAAAUAGAGUGACAGGGCUGCCACUAUCUAUUGAAGGACAUGUGCAUUACCUUAUACAAGAAGCUACUGAUGAAAACUUACUGUGCCAAAUGUACCUUGGUUGGACCCCAUAUAUGUGAAAUGAAAUUACUUCAAAGAAUAUGCUAAUAAUCUAAAAUUAAUGCAUUUGGUAUUAACUGUGAUUGUAUAUUCAGUUCCAAAGUACAGCAUAAGUUUAUGUUCUCGGAGUAACUGGUAUUAACUCCCUUAUUGUUAAUAAUAUUUAAAAUAAUAUAUGUUGUUGAUAAGAAAUAAACUGCUUUCUUUUUU
Leptonychotes weddellii (Weddell seal) is the source of this 7136-nucleotide messenger RNA. Lineage: Eukaryota; Metazoa; Chordata; Mammalia; Carnivora; Phocidae. The record is from RefSeq and is a predicted model, not a curated record.